GUUGACGAGCGACGUGCGACGCGACGCGAUUGUCUGUUAGUAUCUGUUGUGUUGGUGUCAUAAGUCGGAGUGCGCAUUUCUUGAAUUUUCUGCGUUUUCUGGUACAACUGCAGUGGAAUUCAUCAUGGGUCACCGCAGGACCCGCAGCUGCCAAGGGGAGACAAAUCAAUGCGUCGUGUGCCUGAAAAAGUUCGAUCAUGCCUCCCAUCUCCGGUGCCAUCUCAAAAUUCACAUCGAAGAGAAGCCAUUCAAAUGUUCCGUAUGCCAAAAGGAAUUUGUCAGAAAUGGAAACCUAAAGAGGCACCUCAAAACUCAUGCAGGGGAAAGGCAGUUUGAAUGUCACCGGAGGCCCCGUAGCUGCCAUGGGGAGACAUAUCAGUGUGUCUUGUGCCUAAAGAACUUCGAUCAUGCCUACCUUCUCCGGAGCCAUCUCAAAAUUCACAUCGAAGAGAAGCCAUUCAAAUGUUCCGUAUGCAAUAGGGAAUUUGUCAGAAAUGGAAACCUAACGAGGCACCUCAAAACUCAUACAGGGGAAAGGCAGUUUGAAUGUACCGUUUGCAACAAUAAUUUUUCUGAAGCCCAUUCCCUUAAGAGACAUCUGCGUACUCAUACGGGAGAGAAGCCUUUCGAAUGCACGAUGUGCUUCAAGAAAUUCAUCCAAGCCAGCGACUUGAACAUGCAUUGCCGAACCCAUAUAGACGAGAAACUAUUCCAGUGCACCGAAUGCCACAUGAAAUUUACGGAGCCAUGCAAUUUGAGGAGACAUCUUCGCACUCACACCGGUGAGAAACCAUUUGAGUGCAACAAGUGCUCCAAAGCCUUCUCGCAAUCUGGAAAUCUCAAGCGUCAUCUUCUGUUGCACCUACCAAAAAUACCAUUCCAGUGCACAGAGUGUACUAAGAAGUACUCUCAAUCUGGUAAUCUGAGGCGUCAUCUCCUGAUGCACAUCCGAAUCCUGUGCGAGAGGGAAAGAGAAGCCCAAUAUAUUGCUACUGAUUCUACAAAUAAAAAUGACGUUACCUGUAUUCCUAGAAUAAAUAGAUUGUACCUGUAAAA
This is a messenger RNA of Frankliniella occidentalis (western flower thrips), 1056 nucleotides long. RefSeq names its product gastrula zinc finger protein XlCGF17.1-like. NCBI's taxonomy places the organism in Eukaryota, Metazoa, Arthropoda, Insecta, Thysanoptera, Thripidae. Gene Ontology annotation, biological process: regulation of transcription by RNA polymerase II. Gene Ontology annotation, molecular function: RNA polymerase II transcription regulatory region sequence-specific DNA binding; DNA-binding transcription factor activity, RNA polymerase II-specific. The record is from RefSeq and is a predicted model, not a curated record. The coding region runs from base 125 to 1054 and encodes 309 amino acids. The transcript has 3 exons. Gene Ontology annotation, cellular component: nucleus.